UGCAUCUCUCAUCUGAAAUCAAUUCUCAUUACUAAAAAAAACUGAGUUCUCUACAGUAAGUCUGCUCGUCAUCCGGUCAGCUCUUCCGGCACCGAUCUCGAUUCGCCGUUGAUCUCGGCCGUCUGAAGGAGAAUUGCAUCCAAUCAUGACAACCGAAUAUGACUACUUGUUCAAACUUCUUUUAAUCGGAGAUUCAGGCGUUGGAAAGUCAUGCCUUCUUCUGAGAUUUGCUGAUGAUUCAUACUUGGACAGUUACAUCAGUACAAUUGGUGUCGACUUUAAAAUACGCACAGUGGAGCAAGAUGGAAAGACAAUCAAACUUCAGAUUUGGGAUACUGCUGGACAAGAACGCUUCAGAACAAUUACUAGUAGCUACUACCGCGGGGCACAUGGCAUUAUAAUAGUGUACGAUGUGACUGACCAAGAAAGCUUCAACAAUGUGAAGCAAUGGUUAAACGAAAUUGAUCGCUAUGCUAGUGAAAGUGUAAACAAGCUUCUAGUUGGAAAUAAGUGUGACUUGGCUGAUAACAGAGCUAUCUCAUAUGAUACAGCUAAGGCUUUUGCUGAUGAAAUUGGCAUUCCGUUCAUGGAGACCAGUGCAAAAAAUGCCACUAAUGUUGAACAGGCUUUCAUGGCAAUGGCUGCUGACAUUAAGACUAGGAUGGCAAGUCAGCCAUCGAACAAUGCAAGGCCUCCCACCGUGCAGAUUCAUGGACAACCCGUCGGCCAGAAGAGUGGCUGCUGCUCUUCUUAGUUGGCUGUUGUGGCUUUUGCGGGAUUAUGUUUCGCCAGCUAACGAUUAGCACUUCGACCCAGCAAUUUAUAUUUAGUUCAAUUCUUUUAAAUCUAUAUGAUUUCUAAGUGUCCUGUACAAAUUAUGAGCGGUUGCUCACCAAUCGUAUACGUUUGUUAUUUUUCUCCUAUUUCACGUAGCUUUGUCCGCAGGUAACACUGUCAUAGCUAUCUGUUGACUGCUAGUCUCUCAGCACAUCUGGAAACAAUUAUGUAAUGUCUUGAUUCGUGUUUACAUUAAAAUUCAGACAAGCUUGUAAUAAAAUGCUAGAAUUAUUAUAGUGCUUUUUGUGGUAAA
Olea europaea var. sylvestris is the source of this 1090-nucleotide messenger RNA. RefSeq names its product ras-related protein RABD2a-like. Bases 146 to 754 code for a protein of 202 amino acids. The record is from RefSeq and is a predicted model, not a curated record. Lineage: Eukaryota; Viridiplantae; Streptophyta; Magnoliopsida; Lamiales; Oleaceae. Gene Ontology annotation, molecular function: GTP binding; GTPase activity. The transcript has 8 exons.